CCUAUACAAGCAUGAGUAUAGUCAUUCUGUGUUUGGCAGUCUUCUUCUCCACAGGGUUUCAAGAUGAGAUUGGCAUGGUGUUUCAUUCUAUUUAUGUCCAUUAAUCACGCCGUUUCUGCUGAUCACAUAUUGGCUGUUCAACCAAGUGGAUCCUUUAGUCGAAGCUCUAAAGAACCAAAAUAUAAGAUUGAAUUUCAUCCUGAAGAUUCACCUUUUAAUCCGGAUGAUGAUGAUCAGGAAACUAUGGUACUGCCAAACAAAAAUGGGGAGAAGUUUUUGUGCUUUUUGCCUAAAGUUGACAAACCGAAGAAUGGUAAACUAGUGACUCACAAUAUAAGCAGUUUGAUUAUGGACACGGAGAAACACAUCAAGCUGAAGACACCAGAUGAACUACUUGAAGUACUGAAGGAUCGUUGCCUUCUCCGGCAAGAGGGGUGGUGGUCAUAUGAAUUCUGCUAUGAGAACAAGUUGAGGCAAGUUCAUAUUGACGAUGAAAAGGUGGUUCAAGAAUUUGUCUUGGGUUAUUAUGAUGCCGCAGCUACAGCUGCUUACAAUCAGAACCGAUCAGAUAUUUCAAUGCUAAAAGAUCCUCGUUCGAAAGACGCAUCACAAAGAUAUCAUGCUCAUAUAUACACCAAUGGAACGAAAUGUGAUUUAACAAAUGAUCCACGGGAAACAGAGGUGAGAUUUGUUUGCUCAGAGCCGAGAGCUAUGAUAAGUUCUAUCACUGAAUUGUCCACCUGCAAGUAUGCUCUCACAGUGCACUCCCCAACCCUCUGCAAACACCCGCUCUUUCACGAAGAAAGACCGGUGUGGCAUACCAUUAACUGCAAUAAACUUCCAAAAGAUCACAGAGAAAUGAAAGUGGAGGCAGGCAAUAUAGAAGAUGGGAAAAUAACCAUGGUGACAGACUUGGAAUAUCAGCAUACCUUUGAUUCAGAUGAACGUGCAACAUAAGGCAGACAUU
This is a messenger RNA of Lycium ferocissimum, 967 nucleotides long. RefSeq names its product protein OS-9 homolog. The transcript is spliced from 8 exons. The record is from RefSeq and is a predicted model, not a curated record. Lineage: Eukaryota; Viridiplantae; Streptophyta; Magnoliopsida; Solanales; Solanaceae. Gene Ontology annotation, biological process: retrograde protein transport, ER to cytosol; endoplasmic reticulum unfolded protein response. Gene Ontology annotation, cellular component: endoplasmic reticulum lumen. Bases 64 to 957 code for a protein of 297 amino acids.